AUGUCGUCGAACCCGUUCCGCAAAAAGGCGCUGCAGGCCAUCGACACGGGCCGCGCCCAGUCCCCCGCCAAGUCGAGCCUGCGCAGCUCCUCGUCCAACUCGCCGCUGCCCGCCGCGGCUGCCCUCGACGGCAGCGAUGCCACCCUCGACUCGGACGGCCUCAGGCGGCCCAAGCCCGUCAAGAAGGUCCGCGUAAUGUCCCCGCCGCCGCUGUCCCCCGACUCGCCCGAAUGGCCGCGCAGCAGCGCCCCGUUCUACGAGUAUCCGCCGCCGCCCGGCGCUGCUCUUGGCCCCGACCCCGCGUCCGCCUAUGCCUUUGCCCCCGGGCCCGGGGAUCCCUUCAACGGCGUGCCCUUCUCUGUCGACGACGAGAGCGACCGCGAGACCGCCAGCAGCACGGCCACGCCUCCUCCGCCCCCGAGGCCGCCCCCGGCCGCCGUCAAGGGGCGCAACCCAGGGGCGCCGGUUGCGGCACCCGUGCCCGUCUCGACACCUACAUCCUCGUUGGAAUCCGCGCCGCCGUCAGCCGUGUCGGCGGCUGGAGUUCCCCCGAACCCCUUCAGCAAGACGUUGCAGGAUCUGGAGCAGUCGCGGGAGCUCGAUGCGCAGCAGCGCAGCGAAGGGGAGGCGCUCAAGGCCGGUAAUGCGGCCGCCCGGCAGUCCCUCAACGUGGACUCGUUCCGGCGGCUGCUCAUGACUGGCAAAGCGGACGACGAUGAUGCGGCUAGGAAGCAGGACGACUUGGUCGAGGCCAAAGCUCGUCCGGCAGAAGGCGCCGUGGACGACUCGUCCGAGUCGACCGACUAUACUACAACGGAAGACGAGGCUGGGCGCACGUUAUCAUCGAGUCCGAACCAGCAAAAGACGUCGAAGGAGAAGAAGGCGCCGCCGCCGCCGCCGAGCUCGCGGCAUGGCAAAUCCCUCAAGGAUGACGCAGCCGCACACCUCGCCCCGGCGACGGCGGCAUCCACAGACAUCAACAAGCCGCUGCCCAUAUCGCCCGUGCGGAGAAGCUACGACGACGAGUCCCCGUUCGACCGCGAGUCCGCGGGCAAGGUGCCGGAGCCGGAAGAGGAGCCGGAGAGGAAGGCUGCGGAGGAAGCAGAGCCCUCGGCGCAACCACCCACCACACCUGCCAGGCAGCCCAGCACGAGAAAGUCGGCGCCGGCUCCCCCGCCGCGGAGAGGCCACACCCGCUCUGAUACCCGCUCCGAGUCACAACUGCCGCAGCCGCAGCACGAUGUCCCGGCGAGGACAUCGACAGACGAGGGCACGCCGAGGCAACCCACUCAGGCGCCGCUCCCACCUCCGCCGCGGAGACCGUACGCGGCACCGCGGCAGACGUCGUCGCAGAGCGGCACCGCGGCGCACGUCGCCCAAGCAGCCGCCUCCACACCGUCCUUGCCUCACUACUACGAAUCCGAUUCUGACAGAGCUGCGGCAGCGUCGGAUGCUACCCCCGCGGGAAGCAGCCCCAGCGCGGGCAAGGUCACCUCUCCGCGGCCGCCCGCCCCGCCGCCCGCGCGCAACUCGUCUGUGCGACAACGACCCCCGAGCGUGAGCAGCGUCGACGGCAUCAGCAGGCGCAUCUCGAGCGAGGCGCCGCCGCGGACGUCUCGCGACGGGGCACCCCCGCAUCUGGGCCCGCCACCGCCGCCACCGCCCAAGAGGCAGAGGGGCAACAGCUCGAGCAGCAGCAUCGACCCGAGGAGGACGAGCGGCGAGAGCGCGUCCCGGCCGCAGCUCCAGCACCCGCAAGGGGGAAGUUCGGGCAAGGGCGUGGACAUCCUGGCGGACCUGGACGCGCUGCAGCGAGAGGUGGAUGCCCUGCGGGGAAAGAUGAGGUAG
Molecule: messenger RNA, 1848 nt
Organism: Purpureocillium lilacinum
Lineage: Eukaryota; Fungi; Ascomycota; Sordariomycetes; Hypocreales; Ophiocordycipitaceae
Source: RefSeq, a predicted model, not a curated record